AAUCAUGUCGGGUGGGUGGAGUUUGUGCUUCACAGUCUCGCUAUGCGCUGCCAGUGCUUCACGUAACAAAAGCAAAGGGAUGAAACAAGUCGAAAUAACCUAUAUCUAAGGUCUGAAACCCUCUUCCCUCCGACGCAGCACUGUCUAUCGGGUGGAACGGUUGCACACCGGGAACCAGACACCGUUAUAACGCGGGAGAAAGCACGCGCCGAAUUUACAGUUUCAGCUCUGCUCCUUGCUCUUCCACGCAUAGACACAGUGGGUCAAGGCAGUAUUUCAGAUCAGGUUUCACAUUUAGCUCAAGACCAGCUGGGAAGAGAGCGAGGCAGAGGGUUUGCCUUUCCCCUAUCCGUCUCUUGCAACGGCGAAAAACACAAGAGGAGCCAGCAAGGGGAGGAUCGGUGUGGACUCAGCAUAGCUUCGAAGGAAUUUCCGUGCGUAUUCUUGUAGUUUACAGGAGAGUAGCGCGAACGAAGUGGCGGUGAGAUACAACAUUAAUUCGAACGACAUGGACGAGCAGUCCCGGUUGAUGCACUCUCACGCGGGAGUCGGGAUGACAGGGCACCCCGGCCUGUCUCAGCACAUGCAGGAGGGCACCGGAGGGGCCGACGGUGACGGAAGAAAACAAGACAUUGGAGACAUUUUACAGCAAAUUAUGACCAUCACAGAUCAAAGUCUGGACGAAGCACAGGCCAGGAAACACGCAUUGAACUGUCACCGAAUGAAGCCAGCACUCUUCAACGUCUUGUGCGAAAUAAAGGAGAAAACAGUGCUCAGCAUCCGCGGCGCCCAGGAGGAGGAGCCUCCAGAUGCUCAGCUCAUGCGAUUGGACAACAUGCUGCUGGCGGAGGGCGUGUCCGGGCCCGAGAAGGGAGGCGGUUCGGCCGCAGCGGCGGCAGCAGCCGCGGCUUCGGGCGGAGCCGGACCAGACAACUCUGCCGAGCACUCGGACUACCGGGCCAAGCUCUCCCAGAUCCGGCAGAUCUACCACACCGAGCUGGAGAAGUAUGAACAGAUGGUAUCCGGCUGGAGAGGGAGUUACGCAGGGAGUCAUGGCAACACAAACCAGGCCUGUAACGAGUUCACCACCCACGUGAUGAACCUGCUGCGGGAGCAGUCUCGCACGCGCCCCAUCUCGCCCAAGGAGAUCGAGCGCAUGGUGAGCAUCAUCCACCGCAAGUUCAGCUCCAUCCAGAUGCAGCUGAAACAGAGCACCUGCGAGGCCGUCAUGAUCCUGCGCUCACGCUUCCUCGACGCCAGACGGAAAAGACGGAACUUCAACAAGCAGGCCACGGAGAUCCUGAACGAGUACUUCUACUCUCACCUUAGCAACCCCUACCCCAGCGAGGAGGCCAAGGAGGAGCUGGCCAAGAAGUGCAGCAUCACAGUCUCACAGGUUUCCAACUGGUUCGGAAACAAGAGAAUCCGGUAUAAGAAAAACAUCGGAAAGUUCCAGGAGGAGGCCAACAUGUACGCCGCCAGAACUGCUGUGACUGCGGCCAACGUCUCUGCACAAGGAAGCCAAGCCAACUCGCCCUCAACCCCCAACUCCGCAGGUUCUGCUGGCUCUUUUAACAUGUCAAACUCCGGGGACUUGUUUAUGAGUGUGCAGUCUCUCAAUGGGGACUCGUACCAGGGGGCUCAGGUGGGAGCCAACGUGCAGUCGCAGGUGGAUACCCUUCGCCAUGUUAUCAGCCAGACAGGCGGAUACAAUGACGGACUCACAGCGAACCAGAUGUACAGUCCGCAGGGCAUCAAUGCUAAUGGCGGAUGGCAGGACGCCACAACUCCCUCGUCAGUGACUUCGCCUACAGAAGGACCCGGAAGCGUCCACUCCGACACAUCCAACUGAUCCUCAUCGUCUGCCAUCCUCCCUCCCUCACACACUUACGGCACCGCUCACACACACACACACACGCACGCACACCAACACACACACACACACACACACACACACACACACAUACAUACAUACAUACACACAUACGCGCACACACACAGGCCAGGACAGCCCUUACCUUGAUUGAGGGGGAGCCCAGCACUCUGAAAGCAGGAUAUGGGGAGAGGGCGACACAACACCCCCCCUGGACUCUCUCAGCCAUUACCACCAGUGACUCACUCACCCGCCCACCGCCAUGUUCCGGCUCUGGUUUCUCUCUCGCCUCCGGUGACGCCAUCGCCACAUUCACCCUCACCUCCACGAGUGUCUGUGUCCACUGUUACAGCUCUGACAUCUGUGUACUGAUCUCGCUUCUUCAAAAAAGACUUUGUAAAAACAAAAAAACAAAACACAGACAUACACACUUACAAAAAGCAAGUAUGUACAGCCCCCUUGUCUUUAGAUUGGAAUGCUUGCACACUACCUCUUAAAAACAACAACAACAACAACAAAACAAAAUGGAACAAAAAAAAGGAAAAUUGUCAUUUUCUUAAAAGACAAACAUUGCUACUUCGGCCAUAAUCGUUUUUUGAAAAUGUUUUCAUCUGACAUGUUAGGCCUUCAUGUGUCUAGGCUCUGUUUUCCAAUAGUGACUUUCUGUUUGACCCAUUGUGCCAAAGUAUUUGAUAUCUUAUAAAUAUGCUCUGAAAAAAAUCAAACAAAAAAAACAACACAAUUUUUUUUAUAUUGACAUAUUGUGGAAACACUUUGUAAUAGAUUCAUAUUUGUGAAAACAGGGCCCAAGAAGUGAUAAAAAGUUAAACUCAGCCUAUGGACAUGCCUGUAUUAUGUAUAAUUACUAUUAUUAUAAUUUAGUAGGACAGAAAAAAACUAACUACAGAUAAACUAAUAUUCACGUUGGCCCCCUUUAGUUAGUCGGUAUGGACACCUGAGGUUUCCUGAAAGUGAUUUGGCAAGAAUUUGCUUGCAGUUUUGCUCAUGUUAAAUGAAUCACCAGUUACUAUGUAUCAACUGUGUCAUGGCCUCAAAAAUUGUAGAUACUGGUUGCUAAAAUAGUUUGUCCAAUCUGAAUGAGGAAGAGACACAAAUAAUACAGUUUUUAAUUAUUUCAAGAGUACUAUGUAUGUACAUUUAUACUGUCAUCUUACAGUACUUUCCAACUUUGUGCAUAAACAAAACAAAUUGACAGGGAGAAUUGUUUCAAUCUUUUUUUUUGGUAUUAUGGUCAAACGAUUUUUCAUAUGUCCAAAGUUAAUCAUUUUCCCCUGGUGCUACGAAGAUAGAAUAACUAUUGGAGCAAAACACUGAUCUAUUUUUGAGACACUUUGAGACACUGCAAAUAUGUCGUUAUAUGUCAUACAUCACAUCCAUGCAGAGGAGAUCCGGUAAUGGCGUAGUGUAGGUAUGAAAUGCUGAAAAGGAGUAUGCAGUGAGAGGCUUAGUGAAGGCUGUGGAGUAUCCCCCGUCAUUACACAUGAGUAGGCAAUAAAACCCUCCAAAUCAUGUCCGUCACAAUGAACGAACAAAUACGAAAUGUGAAAUGAUUAUCAGUUUAUUUUUUUUUAAUUUUUUUUACUUCAUUUGUAGUCUAUGUUGAUCUUACUGUGUUCGUGGGGUCACAGCCUUUGAAAUAACAGUUAAGCAUUAUUCAUUCAUUACCUACAUUCAUUACUUUGAUACCAAAAAAAAAAGAAAGAAAGGACAAAAAGGAAAACGCAGAAGUGUGAACUCUACAUAGCCAACAGCUUUAUAAACACUUUUCAUGUUGUGAAUCUGUGUAUUAUCUGUUGUACUGAAGAACGUCGCCUCUGAAUGUUCCGGUACUUUGUACUCCAAACCAAAAAUGCAGUCAGAAUCCAGUGUUUGUUGAACAACGAAGACAAAAAAAAAGUGAUGGCACACAACUACAGAAAUUGUUUGGAUAUAUUUUUUAUGUCCAUGUUGUGAAUAACUUUUUUUGUUUUGUUUUUUGUUUUGUUUUUUAAAAAUCUCAUCUUUGUUUGGCUUGUUUUACAGGACUUUAUUUUAUUUUCAUGCUAGCUUAUGUGAAUUAGCCCCAAGAAUGCGCUAUUCUGUAUAUGUAGUUGUGCACCUUUUUUCUUCUUGUUUGCUUUUUUAUAAUACUAUGCCAGUAUCCAUUUUCAGAUGAUGUCUGAUCUGAUGCAGACAAACGAACAGAGCCUCUCCCUCUGUUUCAGUGUGGUCCAUCCACUCCCUCGGCCCCUUCGCUCUGAGGGGGGGGGGGGGGGGUAGCCAGGUGGACCCGCUCUCGAAAUGGAUACUGCCUUUGUUUAACGGUGAUGUGAAAAGUCAGUGUCAGCAGUGUCAUGUGACAGUAGCCUAUUUCAUUUAGCAAGACCAAAUCGAGACUACAAAACGCCAUUAUGCAAUGACAUGGAAUAUAUAAAUGUUUUAAAACUUAUUUUAAAACCCAUCAAUAACAGUGGAGCAUCACUGCACCCCAUGACUGACGAGUCCAGCCAAGAGAAUAGAGACUCUCCAGGUUUUGUCAAAGCUCAGCAAGAUGCAUACGAUGGAUAUUUAUUUGCGUUCGAGUGGCAUCACUGUCUAAAUUUCUCGACUAAAUGAUUUUGAGGACACAUGAAAUGAAUUGAGAACCCUGAGCGGGCGGGCGGGCGGUGUGCCGCGAGCCUGUUUCAUACCACGGUGCAGCUACGAGAUGACGCGUGUCCUUCGGAGGUUUGGGGAGCUUCUGGGCUCUGGCAGAGUGUUGUCUUUAGGGAUCGCAUCACACUGUACUUUGACAAAAAGUCUGUCACGCCUUUUUUCUUGUGUGUGUGUGUGUGUGUGGCUGUGUGUGUGUGUGUGUGUGUGUGUGUGUGUGUGUGAGAGAGAGAGAGAGAGAGAGAGGUCCAGGUAGGAGCAGUGAAAGGAUUUCUCAUAAUGUCGGAUAUGCACUUCGUCUAGUGCUCAAAUCUGCUUUUCACAUUGCCUGUCCAGUAUCACCGUAUUAUUGAAAGCUUCAUGUAAUGAUGCUUUUAGUUUUUUGCAUAUGAGCAAUUUGUAAAACAUCAAAUGUUUACUUUGUUGCAUGUCUUUUGUUCUUUAAUAAAAUACUGCAGUGUUUUUGAAUGUUUCUUCUUUUAUAUAUAUAUAUGAGAAAAAAAAUCUGAGGAAAAUUGCAGAGACUUUCUCUCCGAGUUUGAACUUUUGAGGUCUCUGCUGAUGUACAAAAAAAGAAUAAAACGGAAGCGCAAAAUUAUUAUCUUUUUGAUUCCAAUUUAAAAUUUCUUUUCUUUUUUGUGGAAAAAACAAGGUGUAGGUUUUCUGGUCUCUCUUCAUUUGUACUGGUAAUGCAUAUUCCAAAUAAAUAGAUUCUUUUGUUGCA
Clupea harengus (Atlantic herring) is the source of this 5249-nucleotide messenger RNA. It is a transcript of the gene pbx1b, whose product is annotated as pre-B-cell leukemia homeobox 1b. Lineage: Eukaryota; Metazoa; Chordata; Actinopteri; Clupeiformes; Clupeidae. Gene Ontology annotation, molecular function: DNA binding; DNA-binding transcription factor activity, RNA polymerase II-specific. Gene Ontology annotation, cellular component: nucleus. The record is from RefSeq and is a predicted model, not a curated record. Gene Ontology annotation, biological process: regulation of DNA-templated transcription.